Molecule: messenger RNA, 1698 nt
Organism: Darwinula stevensoni
Lineage: Eukaryota; Metazoa; Arthropoda; Ostracoda; Podocopida; Darwinulidae
Source: the annotation of a GenBank genome assembly
AUGAGAGGGAAGUCAAUGCUGUUGGAAGUGCUGGGGAAUUACGGACUCGGAGUGGGAUUCCGCGAUCCCUAUAGAUUCCAAGUGAAGAAGGAGGGACCCACAGACGAGAUCUCCUCCUACACUUUUUUCACCAGAGACCGUCAACGAUUCCCUCUUCCCGUUACCUUCAUCGAUACCCCAGGCUUCCUUAAGGGGAAGCCCGAGGAGGAUCAGAAGUUGAUGGAUGCCAUCAGUGAUUUUAUCUGGCUCCAUCACAAGCAAGGCGUGAAUGCCGUCAUCUUCGUUGUUCCAAGCGCUCAGGCGAGAUUGACAGCAGAGCAAGAGAUGGUGUUGCGAAACUUCACCAAAGUCUUGGAAAAAGAACAGACUUGUGAGACAUGCUAUCUGUUUUGUACAUUCGCGGACAGCAGACGCCUUCCCGUCCUACAAUCCGUAAAAGAAGCCGGCUUGAAAUUCAAGGACCAUUUCCCCGUCAACUGCUCUGUCUACUUCGUCAAGGAGAACGAGAACAAAGAAGAUGACUCUUUCGACGACGAGGAAAUGAAGGGAGAAACAGAAACGGCUUCCCUCAAUGAACUGCUCUGGAAGAUGACCAUGGAAAGUAUUCAAAAUUUCAUCAAGGAUAUUCUGAGGAAUCAUCCCGUUUCCGCCCAGGAACGGCUCGACCUGGCAGAAGGAGAAGAGCAUGGAAGAAAGAAAGAGGACACAGGUACAGGAACACGUGCUAGAGAUUCAGGUAAUCCCACAAUAUCUGCCAUCUCUUCAAUAGAUAAGGACAAAGAAGACAGGUCCCUACAAAAUCCGACGAUUGCUGAAUCACAUAAUCCCACAAGAGUGAUCCCUCCACAAUCCAAUAGAGAAAGGGACACGGAGCAAGACGAAGCACCAUCACCUUCGCAAUCUAUUUGCAACGAAACUAAUGAAACGAAGAGUAAGAGGCCACGAAAAGUUUGGACGUUUUUUUCGAACCUGUGCUUAUGCGUCAAGCAUGACCGACGAAAGAAAGAGAAAAAAUCUGGUGGUGGUACUGCAUCCGCAGGCGGUUUCCGAGAUCGAGAAGUUCAUGUCAAUUCUGCAGACAUGCCUGGUGAAACUGAUGUCCCAGGAGGCCUGCCUUACAGUGCUACGAGACAACGAAAAAAGGAUGAGACCCAAUAUAAGGAUCCCAAAGAGCGGAAGCCUCACUCAAAAAAAUCAUCUGCCACCAACAUGGCUUCAACAAGGCCAACCAAAGCGUAGCACAUGAAGAUUGAUGAAAUCCUGGAAAACGAAGACAUGUUAUACGCUUUGAGUCUGGCACCGACCAUGAUGAGACUUGGAAGGGUAUCGCAAAAAGAGAAAAAGAGAAAGUGCUAAACCAAAUUGAAUCUGGUAGUUCCACGAUCCAAUAAUUUUUAUUCUCUGCAUCUUACUAUCUCCAUUUAAACCACAACAAAUUGACUGUUUUAUGUGGCUCUUCUUGGAUGUGGUUCUUCAUCAGCGUAGCAAUGAAAUCGUGGCCAGAUAAUUCUUUUGGGUCAUAUGGUUGAUUCAGAAGAAGUUCUCUGCUUCUUGUUUCCUUUGGUUGUUCAAAAAAAGGCAGUUAUUUCAAAAAGUGCACUGCUAUACUGUGCUGACAAGAAAUUCGGGAGUUUUUAUAACAAUCAGGAUUUUCUUCUAGUGUCAACAUCGUAUUCCUUUGAUACCUGGUAUUCCCCC